AUGUCCUACCAACAAGAGCCACCCCAAAUCGGCUUUAAAAACUCUGGAAGUUCUCGUCCCUUGGGAUUUAGUGAUGUUAGAUCACCACAUUCUGCUGAUAAGAAUCCGCCGAUUGGAUUCAAAUCGAGCGAGCAUCCAAGGCCUGUAGAAGCAGUUAGCAUGGAAUCACUUCAUAAAGAAUCGGGAAGAUCUCAAAGUCCUGGUGGUGAAGGAAAGCGAAGGGAUCGAGAUAUUGCUAGUGCAAGUGGAGUUCAUACAAAGGAAAAGAAAAGCAAUUCUGUCUAUUUUAACGACGGCGAAAGAAGAAUAGAUUGGGUUUUAACGUACAAAAUCUCAAGCGAUGCAGAAAAGGAGCAUAAAAACUCAGAGAGACGCAAAGCAUUUUUGGACUCGUUGCGCGAUCUUGCUAAAGUGCAGUUAGAAGAACAAUCUUCUGAGGCUUCAGUUGAUAAAGUCACGAACUAUAUCAAAAUUCAUGCACCUUGGACAACCCUCUUGGAGUACGCUGAAAUCAUGAGAUUUAAUAUGCCUAUCAAAGAGAGUGCAUUAAAUAAUGACCAUGAAUUCAUCGAGCCUGAACCAACUUGCCAAACGUGCCCUAGUCCAUUUGAAUUGGAUAGUCCUUACCUUGAAAAGGACUAUAAUCCUCACUAUACCUGUGCGUUUAAAAAUUCUGCAAUCAACAAGUUUCUCAUCGAAGAUCGCGAUACCUUUUUCACCUCAGCUCAGAGAAGCGCUGUGGUUGACUAUAUCCUCAAACGCGUUGAUUAUAAAGAAAAUGACAGGACAAAAUUUGGAGCUUAUCGCUUGAUAUCCAAGGGUGCUUUUGAGAAAUCAUUUCCUCUUCAUGAUGGGCCUUCGGAAUUUGGCGAAUCUCUCCUCACUCAUGCACCAGAAAACGAUCGACAACUUCUUCGACAAGAAUGGGCACGACCGGGAAGAUGGUAUAAAUUUCAACCUCUCGAUUUAGUCAGAAAAUACUUUGGUGAAAAGAUUGGAAUUUAUUUCGCAUGGCUAGGAUUCUACACCGGAAUGCUUAUACCUGCCUCAAUCCUUGGAGUUUUAUGUUUCCUUUAUGGUUUAUUUACUAUGGGAAGUGACAAAGUCUCCUCCGAGAUUUGCAGUUAUAACCUUCGCAAGCAGUUUUACAUGUGUCCACUAUGUGAUGAACUAUGUCCUUACUGGGAAUUGAGAACAACUUGCAAUUAUGCUAAGGCAUCUACACUAUUUUUGGAAUUUUGGAAAAGAAGGCAAGCCAGAAUUGCCUUUGAAUGGGAUCUUCUCGAUUAUGAAGCCGAAGAAGAACCAUUACGAGCUCAAUAUGAAGCAAAAUGCGCCGAAGAAGGCUCAUAUCGUGUUAAUCCGGUUACUGGACACGAAGAACCAUACUUUACUCCAACUAAGAGACUUCCUCGAUAUUUCCUUGGCGAUAUUUCUAUUGUCUUUAUGAUUUGCUUAGUAAUUGCUGCCGUUUUUGCUGUUAUCAUCUACCGAUUGGGUAUUACGUACUUGCUUUUACGAACAAAUAUUGCCCUGAUUAGCCAAGCAGCUUCCAUCUUUACAUCUAUCACAGCUGCUGCUAUUAAUCUUGUUGUGAUCAUGUUACUGGGAGUUGUAUAUAAAAUUUUAGCCUACAAGUUAACGGAUUGGGAAAGGUACAGAACACAAUCAGAAUAUGAUCGAGCCUUUACCGUUAAGAUGUUUUUAUUCCAAUUUGUCAACUACUAUUCAUCGCUUUUCUAUAUCGCUUUCUUUAAGGGCACAUUUUCUGGUAGUCCGAAUAAUUAUAAUAGAAGUCUUUUAGGUUUACGCCAACAACAAUGCUCUAGCGGCGGAUGCUUGGUUGAAUUAUGUAUUCAACUCGCGAUUAUCAUGGUUGGCAAGCAAGCUUGGAAUAACAUUUUGGAAUUUAUUUUACCUAAAAUAAAAAAUUGGAUUGCACGCCGCAACAUUGACAAAGAAGAUGAUGGUAGUGAAAAAGAUAUUCCAUUGAUGGAGGAAGACGAGGACCUGCAGGAAUUAGGCCAACAGGGACUAUUCUUUGAAUAUCUUGAAAUGGUUAUCCAGUUUGGUUUUAUAACAUUAUUCGUGGCUGCGUUUCCUUUGGCACCUUUCUUCGCCUUAUUAAAUAAUGUUAUUGAGAUCCGUUUGGAUGCCUAUAAAUUUAUAACUCAGUUGCAGCGACCCCUUGCAGCUCAAGCUCCCAAUAUUGGUGCUUGGUAUGGUAUAUUGGACUCUAUUAGCAAAAUGGCCGUUAUAACAAAUGCCUUUGUUAUUGCAGUCACUUCUGACUUUAUCCCAAGAAUGGUUUACGAAUAUGGUAAUGUCAGUCAGUCUGGAACUCUGGAUGGUUAUGUAAACUUUUCACUAUCUUACUUCAACGUCACUGAUUUCCCUAGCAGCGAGAUUCCGAAAGCAAAUUUGUCUGGGCAGCUAAGCUACACCUCAACGUUUUGUAGGUAUUCUGGAUAUCGACAGACUGAAUAUCCAUAUAGUUACAAUCUGAACUAUUGGCGCAUUAUGACAGUAAGACUUGCAUUUGUUGUCGUGUUCGAGCAUUUGAUUUUCUUUAUCAAAUUCGCCAUUGGCUACGCUAUUCCGGAUAUACCAAAGUCGUUACGAUUAACUAUUAAGCGUGAAGAAUAUUUAGCCAAGCAAGCACUUGAAGACGAUAAACUUGUUAGAAAUAAUUCCAAUGCUUAA
Molecule: messenger RNA, 2703 nt
Organism: Trichoplax adhaerens
Lineage: Eukaryota; Metazoa; Placozoa; Uniplacotomia; Trichoplacea; Trichoplacidae
Exons: 26
Coding region: 1-2703 (900 amino acids)
Biological process (GO): chloride transmembrane transport
Cellular component (GO): plasma membrane
Molecular function (GO): chloride channel activity; protein dimerization activity
Source: RefSeq, a predicted model, not a curated record